AUGGCAGAUACACAAAACAAGGAAGUCGACCAAAUCUCCGGGGUCGAGACGACCGGCCAUGAAUGGGAUGGUCUUAAGGAACUGAACAAUCCCUUGCCGAGAUGGUGGCUGUACCUCUUCUACGUCACCAUCGUAUGGGCCGUAAUCUACUGGGUGCUUUAUCCCGCAUGGCCCCUGGUCAACGGGUACACACACGGCAUCCUGGGCUCGAACCAGCGCCAGGAAGCAGUUGCUGCCUACGAAAAGGGGAUCGCGGAGCAGUCCGAGUUUGCAGACAAGAUCGUGGCAACUGCACUUGAGGACAUAUCCAAGGAUCAGGAGCUGUUGCAGUUUGCGCUGGCCAGCGGACAGGCUGCGUUUGGUGACAACUGCUCACCUUGCCAUGGCUCGGGUGGCACGGGUGCGGAAGGGUAUCCCAACCUCCAGGACGAUACCUGGAUCUGGGGUGGAACGCUGGAUGACAUCCACACCACGCUUCUCCAUGGCAUUCGCUCGGAAAGUGAAGACACGCGCUUCGGCGACAUGCCGGCUUUCGGUAGCGAUGAAUUGCUGAGCAGGGACGAAAUAAACCAGGUUUCCAACUUCGUCGCCUCCCGUGCCGGUGUCGAAACCGAUGACGGUGUGGACCUGGCUGCCGGGCAAACCCUCUAUGAGGACAAUUGUGCCGCCUGCCACGGCGACAAUCUGGAAGGCCUGCAGGAAGUCGGAGCGCCGAGCCUGAUGUCUGCGAAUUACCUUUACGGAAAGACGCUCGAUGACAUCAAGAGGCAGGUAGCCACCCCGCGCAACGGUGUGAUGCCGGGAUGGGUUGACCGCCUUGACCCGGCAACCGUCAAGUCGCUUACCGUAUACGUCCACUCCUUUGGCGGUGGUCAGUAA
Molecule: messenger RNA, 879 nt
Organism: Effrenium voratum
Lineage: Eukaryota; Dinophyceae; Suessiales; Symbiodiniaceae
Source: the annotation of a GenBank genome assembly